UUCACAUUUCUAAUUCCUUUCUCAACUCAAAUGGCCUUUUCAGUUUGCCAUUAAAUAACCACUACAUCAACAACUUAGUCAGCUCCAUUCCAUCAUAUUCAAUUCUCUAUCAUGGCACCAAGGUCAAGCAAAGGAAAAGGAAACAAAACCAAGUCUGAUAACAAGAAGAAGAAAGAAGAAAAAGUUGUUCCUAGUGUUCUGGACAUAACAGUUAUUACUCCUUAUGAAACACAAGCUAUACUUAAGGGCAUAUCCACAGACAAAAUCAUCGACGUGAAGAAGUUACUAGCUGUUAAUAUCGAUACUUGCCAUCUUACAAACUACUCGCUGUCACACGAGGUUAAAGGAGCAAAAUUGAAUGAUAGGUUGGAUUUGGUUACUCUCAGACCAUGUUUGAUAAAGAUGGUUGAAGAGGACUACACUAAUGAGUCACAUGCGGUGGAGCACGUGCGACGGUUGCUGGACAUAGUAGCAAGCACAACGCGUUUCACGAAGCCCAAAGCCGGAAAAACCACCGCCGGCGCCGGUGGAGAAGCCAGAUCGAAGAAAUCACGAUCACAGAACGUGCAGGCGGGCCGACCUUUAUCUCCACCGUCCGAUGGAACAGAAACCGUUGAAAAUGGUAGUUCCGAGAAUCUCGACAUGGCAGCGAUUCAUCCGGUUCCGAAACUUUCCGAUUUUUACGAGUUUUUCAAUUUCUCAAAUCUCUCUCCGCCUAUUUUACAUUUGAAACGAAUUGAACGUCAUGAUGCACAUGAUCUACGUGAGGGUGAUCAUUUCGAAAUGCAGAUUAAAAUAUGCAAUAGCAAGGUAUUUCAAGUUGUUGCAUCCACAAAGGGUUUUUACGCCUUGGGAAAGCAAUUUUUGCAAAGCCAUUCCCUGGUGGAUCUUCUUCAACAGCUUAGCCAAGCUUUUGCUAAUGCAUAUGAAUCGUUGAUGAAAGCCUAUGCAGAACAUAAUAAGUUUGGUAAUCUUCCAUAUGGUUUCCGGGCGAAUUCCUGGCUAGUUCCACCAUCCAUUUUGGAUUCAGGAUCAAACUUCCAGCCACUUCCAUCAGAAGAUGAGACCUGGGGUGGGAAUGGUGGUGGCCAAGGGCAAAAUGGUCAACAUGACCGUAGAGCAUGGGCUACUGAGUUUGCAAUUUUGGCCAGCCUUCCUUGCAAAACUGAGGAAGAAAGGGUGGUUCGUGACCGAAAGGCGUUCUUGCUACAUAGUUUAUUUGUCGAUGUCUCCAUCUUUAAAGCUGUUUCAACCAUACGCAAAGUUAUAGAUUCUGUUGCAGCAGAGAACUGUCCUCCUGGAUCGAUCAUAAGUGAGGAUCGUGUGGGGGACUUGUCUAUUACAGUGAGACGAGAUACUGCUGAUGCAAGCUUGAAGUCAGGUGUGAAGGUGAUCGGAAUUGGAUCUCCUGACAUGUCUUGUGAAGAAGUUGCUAUACGGAAUUUACUUAAAGGAGUAACGGCAGAUGAGAGUGCAGUUGUCCAUGACACUACCUCGAUGGGUACAGUAUUUCUAAGACAUUGUGGAUACACAGCAACGGUAAAGAUUGUUGGUGACAUCAAAAAGGCAAAGUUCAUGUCACAAGAUAUUGUGAUUGAUGAUCAGCCUGAAGGUGGAGCCAACGCCCUUAACAUUAACAGUUUAAGGUCUCUGCUUCCCAAUUCAAGAGAUGGGGAAUCAUCAGGAUCCAAGUCACCUCAACCUGAACAGGGCAGUUUUGAAUCUUCAAGGUGUUUGGUUAGACGAGUAAUAAAAGAAAGUUUGAUCAACUUGGAGAAGUCAGCUGAUUCCGGGAAGCCUAUUAGAUGGGAGUUGGGCUCUUGUUGGUUACAACAUUUGCAAAAACAGGAAGCACCAACAGGAGAUGAUCCAGAGAGACCCAAUGAAGAUAAAGCUGAAACAGUUGUAGGCUUAGGAAAACAAUUUAAAUUGCUAAAGAAGCGGGAAAAGAAGCAGAAUGAUACUAAUUGCUCAGAUAAUACAGAAGCAAGCAGUUUAGGUCAAGAAAGCACUGCGUUAGAGCCAGACAGUCAAGAGUUAAACGUUGACUCUGACCUUAAGAAACUGAUUUCAGAAGAAGCCUUCUUACGGUUGAGAGAAAGCAGAACUGGUCUUCACUUGAAGUCAGGAGAUGAGCUUAUUGAAAUGGCACACAAGUAUUAUGAUGAAGUGGCAUUGCCUAAGCUGGUAACAGACUUUGGAUCACUUGAACUUUCUCCCGUUGAUGGGCGCACACUUACUGAUUUCAUGCAUUUAAGAGGGUUGCAGAUGCGUUCAUUGGGACGUGUGGUUGAGCUUGCUGAGAAGCUUCCACAUAUACGAUCACUUUGUGUUCAUGAGAUGGUCACACGUGCCUUUAAGCAUAUACUUAAAGCUGUUAUUGCUUCAGCUGAAAACUUUUCAGAGGUGUCGGCAGCUAUAGUCUCAACUUUAAAUUUCUUGUUUGGGAUGUCGGGAGAAGACAAUAAUAAUCAAGAGUUUCUUGAUGAUCAAAGUCUUAAGUUACAAUGGUUACAAUCUUUUCUAGCUAAACGAUAUGAUUGGAAGAUAAAAGAUGAACACCAACACUUGAGGAAGUUUUCUGUUCUCCGAGGGCUGUGUCACAAGAUUGGAUUGGAGUUGGCUUCAAGAGACUAUGAUAUGGAUAGUCCAAAUCCAUUUAAGAGUUCUGAUAUUAUCAGCAUGGUUCCAGUAUGCAAGCAUGUUCUAUGUUCUUCUGCUGAUGGGAGGACACUACUGGAGUCAUCUAAGAUUGCACUGGAUAAAGGAAAGCUAGAAGAUGCAGUUAACUGUGGAACCAAGGCACUUGCAAAGAUGAUAGCUGUAUGUGGUCCUUAUCACCGAACCACUGCGAGUGCUUACAGUCUCCUGGCAGUCGUUCUUUAUCACACCGGUGACUUUAAUCAGGCAACCAUUUAUCAACAAAGGGCUUUGGAUAUCAAUGAGAGAGAACUUGGUCUUGACCAUCCUGACACGAUGAAAAGUUAUGGGGAUCUUUCAGUUUUCUACUACCGUCUCCAACAUAUUGAAUUGGCACUCAAAUAUGUGAACCGUGCACUGUUCCUUUUGUAUUUCACAUGUGGACUCUCACACCCCAACACUGCUGCAACUUAUAUAAAUGUAGCUAUGAUGGAAGAGGGUAUGGGCAAUGUCCAUGUUGCCCUCAGAUACCUCCAUGAAGCCUUAAAAUGCAACCAAAGAUUAUUAGGAGUCGAUCAUAUACAGACAGCUGCUAGCUAUCAUGCAAUAGCUAUAGCUCUUUCUCUGAUGGAAGCUUAUUCCCUGAGUGUGCAACAUGAGCAAACUACAUUACAGAUACUUCAAGCAAAAUUGGGAGCAGAAGAUCUUCGUACUCAGGAUGCUGCUGCGUGGCUAGAAUAUUUUGAGUCAAAAGCUUUAGAACAGCAAGAAGCAGCAAGAAAUGGAACUCCAAAACCGGAUGCAUCUAUUGCCAGCAAGGGUCACCUUAGUGUAUCAGAUCUACUUGAUUUUAUUAGUCCAGAUCAGGACUCGAAGGGGGCAGAUGCACAGAGGAAACGACGUGCCAAGGCAUCACCAGUGGGUGAGAAGGCUCCAGGACUACAGAUUGAUGCACAAAAUGAUGACUCGGGUAUUCAUGAUACUGUUGAAACCACAACAAAAGCAGAACCUACUAUCCGGGAGGAUAUACAAGAGGUGGUUAUCCAAGAAGUGACGGAUAUGGAUAAUACUACUAAACAUGAUACAAUAGUUGCAGAAGAUGUUCAAAAAUUAAUCUCUGAUGAGGGAUGGCAAGAAGCAAACCCGAAAGUGCGGUCAGGAAAUGGUGGUCCAAAAAAGUUCAGCCGAAGAAGACCUGAACUAACUAAACUACACAUCAACAGUGUUGAAAAAACUGUAUCCAGAGAACACUCUAAUAGGGGACAGAAAGUAACACCAAGACCGACUUCAACAGAGUUAACUCAGUCAAAGCAGUCAAAGGUGAGCUUGACCGGUGGUGAGGACAUGGCCAAGCCACUGAUGCGGACUUCAGUUCCCAGAAGCUCUCCUAGGAUUUCCCCAACUACAGCAACUCUUAGUGCCAUGGCUUCAAAGUCUGUGUCAUACAAAGAAGUUGCCGUAGCCCCACCAGGUACGAUUCUGAAGCCAUUACUUGAGAAAGUAGAAGAAGUCGAGGAGCAAGAGAUGGUAAAAAAUGAUGAGAUCCUGACCUCCAGUGGUUCGGGUGACGCAUCAGAAGCCAAGAAUGAAGAAGUUGGUUUAGACGACACAAUACCAGAUGAUGAAGUUAUUAAAGAAGUCGACAUAGUUCAUGAGACUGUAUCAAAAUUGGAAAAAUUACCAGGAGAAAUGGAAGAUUCAAAAUCAGGAGGUAAUAAAUCUGAGAGUGCCACAGAAACAAACGGUAGCAAACUCUCAGCUUCAGCCCAACCAUUCAGUCCAGCUUCUGUACCUAUGACCCAUCCUAUUGCAACAAAUAUGUACGAUGUUAUAGCCAGCCAAGGCAUGUUAGCUGAGCCAGUUGGGUUUCCACCAAUUGCUGCCCGUGUUCCAUGUGGGCCCAGAUCACCUUUAUACUACCGGAUGAGCCAUUCAUUUCGCAUGAAAAAUGGGUUCUUGAAGUAUCAGAUACCUGGUAGUGGUUUAGGUAAUAGCCCAAGAAUCAUGAACCCACAUGCACCUGAGUUUGUGCCGAAACGAGCCUGGCAAGGUUCAGAAGCCGGGGGAGGUUCAGAGUGUGCAACUAGUGCAAAAAGUGACGAGAGGUCAAGAAAGACCAGCUCAGAGGCCGAGAAGGCAGAACUUGCAAGACAGAUUCUUCUCAGUUUCAUUGUGAAGUCGGUCCACGAUAACUCCGAGUCCAGACCCGAGCCCGUUUUGGCUAAUGAGAAAAGGCCAGAGUACAACGAUAGUUCUAAUGAAGCAAUUGCAAAAGACAGUGCAAUUAUAAAGAUUCUUUACGGGAAUGAAGGACAAGAGACAAACGAGCAGAAGACCAACAAAAACGGAGAUGGUGAAGGGUUUGUGAUGGUGACAAAACGCAGACGAAACAAGCAGCAGUUUGCAAGUGGGGUAAGUGGGUUAUAUAACCAUGCUUCACAACAAUCUGUAUCUGCUUCAGUACGUUGAAGAGAAUUUGGUUGAAACGAGGAGCAAAGCAAUUCGUGAUUUUUGAUAACAGAUGCAGAUAGGCUGUUGUUGUUCUGAUUCAUUUUGUUCGAGUAAUAAAAUAGUAACAUAAUAAAUGUACGUUACAUGAUAUACUUCAUAUUGCAGAGGUUUUUGGCUCUAAUAAAUGGCUAUUAGUUAAUUA
Molecule: messenger RNA, 5293 nt
Organism: Erigeron canadensis
Lineage: Eukaryota; Viridiplantae; Streptophyta; Magnoliopsida; Asterales; Asteraceae
Product: protein TSS
Exons: 23
Coding region: 112-5109 (1665 amino acids)
Biological process (GO): organelle organization
Cellular component (GO): cytoplasm
Molecular function (GO): protein binding
Source: RefSeq, a predicted model, not a curated record